Molecule: messenger RNA, 1527 nt
Organism: Chaetomium globosum CBS 148.51
Lineage: Eukaryota; Fungi; Ascomycota; Sordariomycetes; Sordariales; Chaetomiaceae
Exons: 2
Coding region: 1-1527 (508 amino acids)
Source: RefSeq, a predicted model, not a curated record
AUGGUCCUCGGAAAGGGUCCAAGGCUGCCUCUGCAGCUGGCCCAGUGCGACCAGCGAUUGAGGGCAACAGCCGCAGCUGAGGGUGCGGGAGAGUGUGGGAGUACGGUGAAAGUGACGGUCAAGAUAUCCGAGCCAGGCUGGGCUCGGAUAGCCAUAACCACUGGAUCAGCUCUGACGGGAGCCCGUGCUUUCGACAUGGCUUCGCCCGCCUCGCCCAUACUCUCCCGGGACGCCAACGAUGACAGCGGCACCCUCACCGCCGGUGCCAUCGCCGGCAUUGCUUGCGGCGCCGGUGCGCUCUUCCUGGGUGCAGCCGCCCUUUUUGUGAUUUACUGGCGGCGACAACGGCGCUAUGACCGGGAAGACAACUCCGACUCGGAAAGCUUCGACGAGGGGGGACUACGAGGCAACAUGGCCCCCGCCGUCACUUACACCCUGGACUACAAGAUGGACAACCCGCAACACCACGAGGGCGAACAGGCCUCAUCCUACACUUACUCGCCAGAGAAGGCAUCCUACUCCUUCUCGCCCAUGAGCGCCCCGGACGCCGCCAGCGCCAUGCCCACCCACCCAGCUUACAUCCCGCGGGCCCUCGUCAGGGGCUCCUCAACCCCCAGCAACCGCUCCAUCGCUACCGCCUCACCACCACCCUUCCCAAGCCCGCCAUUCCCAUCCGGCGGCUCCCACCCCAAAACGCAACCACCCGACGCCAUGAUCCAAGCCUACCUCGGGGCGGCCACCGCCCGGACAACCUCCACCACCACCACCUCCCAGGACAGCCACACCUACAGCAACACCAACACCAACCCCAACCACCGGCACCACGAAUCCGACUCCUCCUUCGGCCUUCCCAUCCAGUCCGCCCCCCUCAGCAACCAAAGCCAAAGCCAAAGCCGCCAAAACUCCCAACCCAGCCUCACCCUCCCCUCCCUCACCUCCCCCCCGCACUCCGCCUCCUCCACCGACGCCAGCCAACACCCCCUCCACCCCCACCAGCAACCCGCACCCCAACCACAAACCACGCGCAAACCCCGCGCCUACCUGCCCCCGCGCCUCAACCUCGCCGACACCACCGCCCAGAUGAAGCGCAGCAAGACGGAUAAGCCCCUCUCCGGCAAGGAAGCCACCACCAUCUCGGGCCCGCUCGCCUUCCCCCACCUCGUACACCCGCCCCCCGUGGCAGCGGCGGCGGCGCCGCCCCAGUCGCAAUCACGCUCGCGGUGGGGGCGGAGCAACAACGACCAUGAUGCGGAUGAUUUGUGGGGUGGGGAGGAUGGGUAUGGGGAUGAGAGUGGUGGUGGUGGUGGUGGUGGUGAGAGCAGGCGGACGUUUCGGAGUCGGGCGCUGUCGGGGAAUGCGCAUGAUGGUGGUAGUGGGCAGGGGAGUGGGAGUGGUGGUGGUGGGAAGGAGAAGGAGAAGGGGAAGAAGCAUGGGCGGAAACGGUCGGAUCGGAAUAGCGGGGGUGGGUAUGGGGGGAAUCGGCAUUACGCCGAGAUUGAGAUCGGGCGGGGGAGCGAUAUCUGGUGA